AUGCCCCAUAGGAAAAUCACAGCUUUCCCUGAUGGUAAUUCAUUUGUUUAUUAUAAUGAAUCGUUAGAUAAAUUGUUGAUUGGUAAUAGUGAGGGUUUGAUCAAAGUUUUCAAUGUUCAUGACACUGAACAAGACCCAACAUCAAUUGAUAUAUUAGAAAAUUUGACCAGCUUAAGUUUAAGUUCAAACAAUGUUGUGUUAACUACCACUGAAGGUCAUGUAGAAUUGAUUGAUUUAAAAGAUAAUGUAUCAAAAGGAACUAUAUUUCGUUCGGAGUUGCCAUUGAGGGCAGUUGAAUUUAUAAAUCAAGGUAAUCGAAUAAUUUGCGGUGGUGAUGAUAAUAAAUUAAUAAUUGUUGAUUUACAAGAUAGUAAUUCGGUUAAAGAUAUUGAUAUACCGGAUCAAGUUGUCAACAUUUCAUAUUCUUCCAAAGGUGAAACUGUCAGUAUUAGUUUAUCAAAUGGUAAUGUUCAAGUAUAUUCAGUAGUGAAUGAAGAGAUUAAUUUAGUGCAAACUUUAACCAGUGUUAUACCCAGAAAAAUUAAUUGUUCAAUGGAUAAAGUUGAUUAUAAUAAUGAAAAUCACGAUGAGUUAAUAACCUGUACCAAAUCUCAAUGGUCAGCAGAUGGAAAUUAUUUAUUAAUACCGAUUGAUAAUACAAUAAAAGUUUUUGAGAGAUCAAGUUGGAAAGAAGUUGAAAAGAGAUUUAAAAUUGAUGAAAAAAUUAUAGAUUUUAUAAUUAAAGAUCAAUAUUUAUUGGUACUAACGUUGAAUGUAUUCAAAGUAUUUGAUUUUAAGACUGGGAAAUCAAUUCAUGAAGAUGAUUUCGAAUUUGAUGAGGAUUCCUUACCUAUAAACUUAUCAUUUUAUAAAAACAAUUUAUUUUUAGGUAGUACCAAUGGUGAAACUAUUCAUAUUAAGAAACUAUUAGAAGAACAAGAAGAAAAUGGGGAAUUAAAUGACUUAUUUGUCAAUGAUGUCGACGUAAGUGACGAUGAAGAACUAAAAGAAUCAGAUGUAGAAGAACCAGCAAAGAGAAAAUAUUAUUUACAUGAAGAAGAUGAUUUAAUCAUUGAUGAAGAGGAUCUUCCAGAUUUCAAAAGACCAAAACAUUCGCCAAUAAAUACACCAUCAAAGAUAAUACCAUACUCACCAGGCUCAGCACCUUUCCAGAAUGAUAGAAGAUACCUCACAAUGAAUAAUCAUGGAUAUGCAUGGAUAGUUCAAAAUAAAGAAAAUAAAAGUAUCACUAUAACUGUUUCAUUUUUUGAUAGAUCUUUAAAUAAUGAGUAUCAUUUUACUGAAUAUCAUGAAUUCGAUUUAGCAUCUAUAAAUCAAAAAGGUAUACUAUUAGGAGAAAGUUCAACUGGAUUAUUAUAUUAUAGACCACAUAAUGAAUCAACUAAUGAAUCAUGGGAAAAGAAAAUACCUUUAUUAGAUGAUGAAUAUAUUACAGGUAUAUGUGUUACUGAUUCUGAUACAGAUAACAAUGAUGUUGUUGUUGGUACUAAUUUUGGAUAUCUUCGAUUUUUCAAUCAAUAUGGAAUAAGUUUAAAUGUAAUUAAAACAAUGCCAAUUACUACAUUAGUUGCAAGUGCAGUAUCACAUAUUUUCAUCAUACAUCAAACAUCAAAUAGUAUUUUUAAUUUUUCAAUUGUCGAUACUGAUCAAGAUUAUAAAUUUUAUCAACAACAUGUUCAUCUUCCAUUAAUAGAACAUCCACAAUUAAUUAAAGGUAUAUUUUUCAAUGAAUAUAAUGAUCCAUGUAUUGUAACGGGCCAUGAUGAUACAUUAUUAAUAUUACAUGCUUGGAGAGAAAGUAAUAAUGCAAAAUGGAUCCCAAUUUUAAAUUGUAAAAAGGUUAUAACUGACUACGGAGCUGAAAAUAAGAAAAACUGGAAUUGUUGGCCUUUGGGAUUAUUAGAUGAUAAAUUAAAUUGUUUAAUUUUGAAAAAUAGUCAAUAUCCAGGAUUUCCUUUACCAUUACCUAUUGAAUUAAAUAUUGAAAUACCAAUUAAACAUAAUAGAGAUGAUAAUGUAAAUGAAGAAAUACAUGUUAGAUCAACUACAAUGGGUAGAAUAUUAGCAAAUACUUUAAAUGAAGGAGUUUCAAAAUCAAACGAAGAUGAAAUAAUGACAAAAUUAGAAAAUUAUCAAAGAGAAUUGGAUAGAUCCUUAGUUAAACUAUUUGCAGAUUCGUGUGGAGAGAAUAAUUUAAGUAAAGCAAUGAGUAUAGCUAAAAUGAUUAGAAAUGAUAAAGCAUUAAUGGCAGUUUCCAAAGUCGCUGAAAGAUUUGAUUUUUUAUCAUUAGCUGCAAAAGUUGGACAAUUAAGGGAAAAUCUUCUUGAGUUAGAUGAUUAA
Molecule: messenger RNA, 2361 nt
Organism: Insectozyma verbasci
Lineage: Eukaryota; Fungi; Ascomycota; Pichiomycetes; Serinales; Debaryomycetaceae
Source: the annotation of a GenBank genome assembly